AUGAUCGGCCAAAGUAAGGCUGUGGUUGGCAAGAUUGACAAUUUUAUUCACGCCGCCCAAGUACGUCAGCAGAGGACGACUGAAUUGAUCGAGCUGAUCGAGAUGGCGCAACGGCAUUUUACGCAGGAAUCACGUGACGUGAUCACGGCGGCAGAUGCCUACAAGCAAUUCUACAAGAGCAUGCUCGCGUCGCAGAGAGAAAUUGAGAACAUGUCGGAACAGAAUGGUUUCCCCGGCGCUACUCCUCCACGCGAUGCGCCGUCGCCCACGGCACAAGAAGACAUCUACGCGCAGGGUGUGGAGAUGGCGUUGAGCUAUCCCUAUCCCACAAUGCCACCGAUGGGCCAAACGGACCCCCGGAUGGCGCCAAUGCUUGCAACUCCAUACCAACAGCCUCCUGCACCUCCUAUUGCCGCUAAGAAAGAGGAACCGGAACGCCUGUCUCUUCGCAAUCAGCCUCUUAAUUAUGAGAAUAUUCGCAAUCUGCUCGAAAAGGUUCGGCAAGUCAAGCCGUCUUCGUCUACAGAUUCGCAGAAGCCAGCAGCCGAGGCGCAGAAUGGACAGCAGCGACAAGUGAAUGUACCAGAACGGGCCCCUCCAGCUCCUCCACCUAAAGUCGCUGCUCCACCAAAUCACCCAAUGAUGCCGCCUGGCGUCGAUUCGGUUCCACCGCCAAUGAUUAUGGACUUCUCGCGGCCACCUCCCGGCUUCAGCGCGGCUCCACCGAACCCAUACCAAAUGCCGCCGAUUCCGCCGCCCCCACCCCCAUCUACUGCCCAGUCAAAAGAUCUCGAUUUGCGACCGCCGUCGCGUGACAAAACUCCUCAGCAGUACGGCUGGCCACCACCACAGCCCCAUCACCCCCCACAUCCACCGCCAUCUGCUCAUCAACAGCAAUACUCGCCGUACCUUCCAGUCGCCAAUGCUCCCCCUCCUCCCCCGCGUGACGGUUAUGCGCCUCAGAAUAAUUCGAUGAAUAAACCAAAGCCCUACACCCCAAUGCCGAAUACGUAUACCGGAGGCCCGCCGGGAUUUGGAGCGGACAACUCUCGUCAAGAUGGGUAUCGACAAAGCCGAGGUGGCGGUGAUGGAUAUCGCGGAUCGGAUCGAGGUGAUAGGGGCCAUGGCGGUGGGUAUCGAGGCGGAAGAGGCGGUGGCUACAGUCAGAACAGAGGCCACCCAUACCGAGGCCAACAAACGAACGGCGGCGGAUCCUGGAACGGGAAACAC
Molecule: messenger RNA, 1230 nt
Organism: Mesorhabditis spiculigera
Lineage: Eukaryota; Metazoa; Nematoda; Chromadorea; Rhabditida; Rhabditidae
Source: the annotation of a GenBank genome assembly